AUGGACGUAUAUGUCCAGAUCACGGGCCUGGACUCAGGGAAAACGCGUGGAGUCAAGGCGCUGCUCGAUAGUGGCUGCAGUACCUGCUGCAUCGACACCGACUACGCACGAGCAGAAAAGCUGGAUAUCCAAGAGCUUCCGCAACCCAUUGUGGCUCGUAACGCCGACAACACCGAGAACAUCAGCGGUCGGAUCACACACUACGUCGACUUGAGAAUGAGAAUCGGCCCUCAUGUGGAGACACGCACGUUCCUUCUGACGUGUCUGGGAAAAGCCCGGAUCUUCAUCGGCCUGGAUUGGCUGACGGAACACAACCCCGAGGUGGAUUGGCAGGAGCAGACAAUGAGAUUCAGCCGAUGCCCAGAGCAAUGUCAAAUGAGGGGUCACGAGGAACACCAAGCGAUGAUCGACAUGGAUGCAAUUGACCUGGACGCGGGUGCACCGGAUCUGGAAGAGGGAGAAUCGAUCUUGUUGAUCGACUUUGGAAAGGAGGUAGACCUACGGCUGAAGGAAACGCCGGCGCAGAAAUUCGCAGAAGAAGCGGAAAAGGAGAAGGAGAGAAUGACCGAGGGAAAGAUUCCAGAUCAAUACCGAGAAUUCGUCAAAGUAUUCGCCAAGGAGUCAUUCGACUCGCUACCAGACCGACGGGCAUGGGAUCAUGCGAUCGAGCUCAAACCAGGCUCCAAAGCAGUGGACUGCAAGGUGUACCCCUUAUCGAGAAACGAGCAGGUCAAACUCGACGAGUUCUUACAAGAGAACCUAGCCAGCGGACGAAUCAGGCCAUCAAAAUCACCCAUGGCAUCGGCAUUCUUCUUUGUCAAGAAGAAGGAUGGCUCGCUACGGCCUGUUCAAGAUUACCGGAAGCUGAAUGAGAUGACGAUCCGAAAUCGAUACCCGCUACCGCUGAUUUCCGAACUGGUCCACAACCUGUGCGGCGCCAAGUUCUUCACCAAGCUAGACAUCCGGUGGGGAUACAACAACGUACGGAUCAAAGAGGGCGAUGAGUGGAAGGCUGCGUUUCGCACAAACCGCGGACUUUACGAGCCCUUGGUUAUGUUCUUUGGUCUCACAAAUUCCCCGGCAACUUUCCAAAACAUGAUGAACGACAUACUCCGGGAACUGAUCAACGAGGGACAUGUGGUAGUUUAUCUGGACGACAUACUAAUCUUCACAGAAAAUCUGGAUGAACAUCGACGAAUCACCAAACGGGUACUCGAGUUGCUCCAAAAGCACAAAUUAUACCUGAAGCCGGAAAAGUGCGAGUUCGAACGCACGGAAAUCGAAUACCUGGGUGUAAUCAUUGGACACAACUCGAUGCGGAUGGACCCUGUCAAGAUCAAGGGCGUGAUGGAAUGGCCGGAACCAAAGAGCGUCAAACAAGUCCAAGCCUUCCUCGGAUUCACAAACUUCUAUCGACGUUUCGUUCGGGGAUAUGCGGAGGUCGCCAAGCCGUUGACGCGGCUGACAGGGAAGGCAGGAUGGUCAUGGGGUCCGGAUGAACAUGCGGCGUUUGAUGGGUUAAAGAAGAGAAUCGCGGAGGAUGCCGUCUUAGCACUGCCAAAUGACACUGGCCAAUAUCGUCUGGAAGCCGAUGCUUCGGAAGGGGCAACAGGAUCUGUUUUGAGCCAAAACCAAGACGGCAUUUGGCGCCCAAUCGCAUUUAUUUCGCACGCAUUGACCGAAACCGAGCGAAAUUAUGAGAUCUACGACAAGGAGAUGCUCGCAAUCAUGUUAUCACUUGACGAAUGGAGGCAGUUGCUCCUGGGAGCCACGGAAACGUUCGAGAUCUUCACCGAUCAUCAGAAUCUCGAGUACUUUCGGAAGCCGCAGAAGCUCAAUCGACGGCAAGCACGAUGGAUCACGGAGUUGGCGGAGUUCGAUUUCACCUUACGACACCGACCCGGCGCACUCAACCGCAAGGCGGACCUCCUGUCCCGAUGA
Mycena citricolor is the source of this 1941-nucleotide messenger RNA. Lineage: Eukaryota; Fungi; Basidiomycota; Agaricomycetes; Agaricales; Mycenaceae. The record is from the annotation of a GenBank genome assembly.